AUGGUGUGGGAUGAUGAUGUCUUUGUGCAAAUUGGGAAAAGUGAUGGUGGUACUGCCUAUUUUCCUCUACCGUGGCAUUGUAAAGCAUACAAGAAGCACUACCCUCCGUUUCUUUUUGAUGAAGUCUGGCGGCUGGAAAAAAUUGGAAAGGAUGGAGCUUUUCACAAAUGCCUGAGCCAGGAAAGAAUCCUUGGGACUGGUAUGUCUACUAAAAUGUGGGAAGUUAUAUUGAGCUUGCUCAGGACAAGUAACGAAGGCCAGUAUAUUCCCAGUGAUAAGCUGUCUGAAACAAAGAAGGCUGAUGCCCAUAACUUGGUAAUAUCUGCAUAUAGAGAUCGGGAGAAAGUCGUCACUUUUGACGAUGAGGCUUCUCUUAUGGAUCUUGUCCCACGCUUAUCCAUUGAACAAUCUUCUUCAUACCUACAACUGGAAGGGAGUUCUAAUGGCAAUAAGGUUUUAAGUUCUCAAAACUUCAACAAUUUUUCCUAUUUGCAGCAGAACGUGUCUUUGCCUCAUAUUAUGCAAUCUAAGUAUUCUAUUAGAGGCUUGAGUAACCAGGACGGAUACUUUCAUACCUGGACGAAUACUUUCAUAGUGUCGACCCUGUGA
Olea europaea var. sylvestris is the source of this 609-nucleotide messenger RNA. Its product is annotated as calmodulin-binding protein 60 A-like. Lineage: Eukaryota; Viridiplantae; Streptophyta; Magnoliopsida; Lamiales; Oleaceae. Gene Ontology annotation, molecular function: DNA-binding transcription factor activity; sequence-specific DNA binding; calmodulin binding. Gene Ontology annotation, biological process: regulation of salicylic acid biosynthetic process. The record is from RefSeq and is a predicted model, not a curated record. The transcript is spliced from 5 exons. Bases 1 to 609 code for a protein of 202 amino acids. Gene Ontology annotation, cellular component: nucleus.